AUGUCCUGGUAUUCGGUGAUCUACGUGUACGUGAGAAAUGUGCGAGAAAAACGGCCGCUCUUGGGUCUUGUACUGCAUUUACUGCUCAACAGUCUGCUCAUUAUUCAGCUGGUCCUCUUCUGGUAUUGGUAAGUAAAAAUAAUAAUUUUUUCUAGUUUUUCAGAAUCGUGUUGUUGCGUAUUUUACCAUAUUUUGUGAGGGCUUUACUGUUUAUUGCAGAAUGCCAAGGACGCAGACUUUCGUUUUGGAAAUAAUUUUUUUAAAAUUUUCUGUUGUUUUAUGGAUAAAUUGCCGUAUUUUACAUUUUUGAAAAAUAUUUCUUGAAAAAAAAUCAAAAUUUUUAUUUUUCACCUCAAACUCCAAAAAAUAUCAAAAAGUCUCGUUUUGACUUCUUUUUACCCGAUAUUAUUCCAGUGCCUACGUCUAUGGUUUUGUACUAUGCGGGAAGAUGUUGCGGAGUGGAGUCCAGGUCUCCUUCUACCUCUUUAUUUGGUGUUCUCUGACCUUGAUGAUGAUGUGGUCUCUGAUUCAAACCCUUCGAACCCCCGUCUCUCAAGUGCCCGACAUCUACUUUGUGGACGAGGAAAUCGACAAACGCCUCAAGGAUUGCACCCCAAAUGCGAAUGGACGAUAUAUGCCGGACGUUUCGAAUGUGAAUCAAGUGGAGGAGCAGAUCAAAAUUUUGGUCAAAGUUGUGGAACAAAAAGGAUUAUUGCUGGUGGAAACGGAUCACUUUGGGAGGAUACGGUGAGUUGAAACCUUGCAUAGGGUCUGAGAUGUCUUUUUGCAUCCGUUGAAAGCAAGGUUUAGCGCGCAACGACCUUUACCAGCAUUUUUGCUCAAGGGGAGUCGAACCCGCGAUGUUCCGCGCACAAUACUCAACGCACUGCCACUCUGACAAAAAUUCGCGGUUCUUCCCUUUGCUUUGCCUCGUUGCUUCUUUAGCGCAGUGGUAGAGCGUUGAUCAUAGCGUGCCAAGACUCUCAGGUUCGAUUCCUCGAUGCGUUAAGUUGUUUUUUGAAUUAAUCUCCUUAUUUUUUUGGAAACUAGCGAUCACAUCGUACUUCAUGCUGAUCAGAGUGCACUGCAAAAUCACAAUAAGUUAAUUUUCUACCGGAUUUUGACGAAUAAUUAGUGUUUUGUCCAGUUCUAGUCAACAAAAAGUUCAAAUCAUAUAUAUUUUAAUUAGGAAAGACGAAAAUUGGCUUGUAUUUGUAAUAACUCACUGCAUGACAAAUAGUCAACAAGUUAGGAAAUAUUUUAAUUGAGUUGAGUCAAAAUUUUAUUAGACUUGUGACCAGGAAGGAAGUCAUAUGGAGUGUUCUGACUUGUGCAGGACAUUUAAUGCAGACUUGAUGGUUGCAAAAGACAGCCGAAGAGUCUUUGACCUACAGUGGCGGUCAAAAAAAACGGCCACCCCAAGAUGAUGCGCUCUAACGCAGAAGAGAGUGGUCGUAGGAAGAUAAAUAUGGUAUCAUUGUAAAGCUUAUGGAAUACUAAGACGUGUGACUAUACGCUUGUGGUACUGUAGUGCUGGCCUAGCACGUACUGGGGCAAUAUGUUCUUUUGGCCUGGUCAAAAAAAAUGGCCACCCAUAAUUAUUUUGCUUUAAACGCGGUGUAUGUUAGAAAUUGCCACCAUAUGGGACUGGACUAGGAUAGCUAUAUCAAUACACACCAAUUCCAGUAUUUUUUACUUUGUACAUAUGCCCUCAGGCAUCAGUCAAGGUUGAUGACCUUGUUCAUGGUUAAGGCCCGGCCAAAUUUUUUUUCGGGUUUGUGCCGUUGUUUUGAUAAUCCGAGGCAAUACUGCAGACGGUAUUGAUCGUAUUCGUGUGUAAGACUGCCCACUUUUGUUAAAAUUGUGCCCCUUCUGAUAAGAAAACUCAAAAAAUGGAAUUUUUUGACCUAAUUUUCUCCAAAAAUCCGUUUUGGAGGCCGCUAAACAAUGAAUUUAGAAUCUUAAACAGGUUUUAUUUGUACAAGAACAUCAUGGACAUUUGUUUUAACACGGCAACGGUUAAAGGAAACGACCGUCCGAAACGACAGAUACCGUUUUGUUACAGUUUUUGACUUCAUGAAGUAAUCAUGAACUUUGUCCGGUUCCGAAACCUCGUUGAAUAGAAAUUAGAAUAUAGUAUCGCAUUUGUGGCGUAGUUGAGAUACCACUUAAUCAGUUAAAAAUAAAUAUGAGCCCCUAAAGUGGAAAUUCGGGUUGCAGACCUUGACAAAGUUUAUGACUAUUUCCUGAAGUCGAAAACUGUAACAAAACGGUAUCUGUCGUUUCGGACGGUCGUUUCCUUUAACCGUUGCCGUGUUAAAACAAAUGUCCAUGAUGUUCUUGUACAAAUAAAACCUGUUUAAGAUUCUACAUUCAUUGUUUAGCGGCCUCCAAAACGGAUAUUUGGAGAAAAUUAGGUCAAAAAAUUCCAUUUUUUGAGUUUUCUUAUCAGAAGGGGCACAAUUUUAACAAAAGUGGGCAGUCUUACACACGAAUACGAUCAAUACCGUCUGCAGUAUUGCCUCGGAUUAUCAAAACAACGGCACAAACCCGAAAAAAAAUUUGGCCGGGCCUUAACCAUGAACAAGGUCAUCAACCUUGACUGAUGCCUGAGGGCAUAUGUACAAAGUAAAAAAUACUGGAAUUGGUGUGUAUUGAUAUAGCUAUCCUAGUCCAGUCCCAUAUGGUGGCAAUUUCUAACAUACACCGCGUUUAAAGCAAAAUAAUUAUGGGUGGCCAUUUUUUUUGACCAGGCCAAAAGAACAUAUUGCCCCAGUACGUGCUAGGCCAGCACUACAGUACCACAAGCGUAUAGUCACACGUCUUAGUAUUCCAUAAGCUUUACAAUGAUACCAUAUUUAUCUUCCUACGACCACUCUCUUCUGCGUUAGAGCGCAUCAUCUUGGGGUGGCCGUUUUUUUUUGACCGCCACUGUAUCUAAUUGGAUUUGAAUGGCAGUAGAAAGUUAGGCAUAUAACUUUGUUAUAUUACUUGCUGCUAUAAAAUUUGCGCAAAAAGCGGAUACUUAAUAUAAUGAAGUUAGAUUAUACCAAGUUUAAUAGACAUCGGUGUAAAUUGAGUUAAAAAAUUUUUGAAGACAUCUGCGUUGUAUUUGCAAAAGAGGAGAAAAUCUCAAAAAUUGAGAAAAACUGGUUUGAGAGGAAGACUUGACACGUAUUGGAAAAAAAGGAAAUUUUUGGCACUUUUGUUUUUCGCCGAGUGAAAGGACUUGAAAUAGAAGGUAAAAUACGAGCAUUUCAAUUUUCCGGUGCUAUUUUUUGCGUUAAAUUUGCAUAGGAAAACACUUGACUCAAAAAGCAAAAGCACGCGAAAAAAUUUUCAACUCAAUAAAAGCUAUAUAUCUCUUAAAAAUCAGUAUUUCCAGAUACUGUUAUCAAUGUUCGCUGAUCAAACCCGACCGCGCUCAUCAUUGUAGUUCAUGUGGAUUUUGUGUCAUAAAAUACGACCAUCAUUGUCCGUGGAUCAACAAGUGCGUUUCCUUUGGCAACUACAAGUUCUUUCUGCUCUAUCUGUUCUACGGAUGCUGUGUUGUAGCGUGGUAAGUCGGUUUAGGAAUCAUUUUUGCGAUUUUUUUUGGGUCCCACAACGAAAACUUGAGCACUUGGCAUUUUUGCAAACACCGAGAUUAGCAUUGGUUUUUGAUUUCAGGACACUGGUGACAAGCAUAGAAGGAGUCAUUCGGUACUUUGUGAACCAGGAUUGGUCAGGUGAAGCCGGUUAUUUCGCACAAAUCGUGAUAUCCUUGGUGAUGUGCGGAGUCUUUGGGUAUUAUCCUUUGGGCGAGUUGUUGAUAUAUCAUUUUGGGUUGGUAUCGUUGAAUGAGACGACUUGUGAACAAGCCAAGAUUCCAAUCAUACGGUAUGUUUUUUGGAUUUGGGGUAAACGCAGGGAAAAACUUGACCCUUGCGUCAAGUGUUACUUUUUGUUAGGACAUGGAGAAAUACGUCAGUUUUAGGCAUUAUACGACUUUUUUGUUGCUAUGGUAUAAUAAAGAGAUUUUUAAAAUUCCUAAAAUACGAAUUCAUGGGAUAUUUUGGAUAUUUUCUGCUGAGGGGAAGACUUGUCCCAACUUUGGGUCAUGUGUUCCUCUCGUAUCAAAAAUCAAAGUUUGAUAAUAAAAAUUGUGAUAGAGUAAAAUACGAGUAAAGUUAACAUUAUUCAAGUUUUUCAGCGGCGACUACCGAGCGGAUUACAAUUUCGGCCGCCCUUUCAAUUUUCGGGCCGUCUUCGGCUGGGGCCUUUGGCUCUUCCCCGUGGACACAGCAGUGAUCGACGGCCUCCAUUUCCCCGUCCACUACUCCCAGACCGCGCUGGCAGCGGACAAGAUAUGCGUGCGACCGGUGGACAAAUCAGACAAACUAGCAGACCAGGAAUAA
Molecule: messenger RNA, 4397 nt
Organism: Bursaphelenchus xylophilus (pine wood nematode)
Lineage: Eukaryota; Metazoa; Nematoda; Chromadorea; Rhabditida; Aphelenchoididae
Source: the annotation of a GenBank genome assembly